AUGCAGCGUGGGUGUGGCACAGUCCGGAAAAGGGCCAAGUUGUUUUGCUCUCUUGCACCGGAUUUCGCGAAUUUCCCCGCAAAGAUUGGCCAAGUGGUGGAAAAAGUCAGUGCACCUGGUUUUAGCCUGCUGAACAGCAAUCAAACCGAGGCAGUACGGGCAGGUAUUGUCAUGGUUGUGUACCCGAAACUCCUAGCAGGCGCAUAUGCUUCGAUUCGCACACUGAGAGAGGUGUUGCGUUGUCAAUUACCGAUCGAAAUCUGGUUCCGACCGGUUGAGAUGCAGAAUGUGCCUGCUGGGCUCAAGCUAUUAAAAGAGGCUGCAAAGGUGGAUGCAAUGGAUGGGGUCACAUUUCGAGCGAUUGAUGAUUUGCGUGCGGUUCGUUUCGCAGCAAAGGUGCAUGCGAUCUACAAUAGUGCUUUCGACCAAGUGCUGUUCCUGGAUGCGGACAACGUUCCAGUGCGUGACCCGGCGUUCUUAUUCGAGUCUGAAGAGUUUGUGGGAACUGGAGCUGUGUUUUGGCCGGACUAUUGGCACCCGCAUCACACUAUCUUUCACCUCGUUGAAGACUCAUUGUUGUGGCAAAUGCUGGACAUGCAGUACGUUGACAUGUUCGAGCAGGAAAGUGGCCAGCUGUUGAUUGAUCGAAGACGCCAUGCUGCCGCCAUGGAGCUCGUACACUUCUACGCUUCUCAUACUCCUGACCUAUUUAAGCAUCUCGAUCUUCUGUGGGGGGACAAAGACCUCUUUCGAUUCGCUUGGAUCGAGUUGAACGCUCCGUUUUUUAUGGUUCAAACUUUACCUGCAGUCGCUGGCAAGCUUGUGAAUGAGUCGUUUUGUGGUAUGACUAUGGUUCAGCACGAUUUUAAUGGGAACGUGCUGUUCAUUCAUCGCAACACCAACGAACUGACUGAACGACCACAACGUAACAACGUGAAUCACGUGUUUGGUCCUCUAGAACCCGACAACCUACCGGAUCCAGUCAUUGGGACGCAUCCGUGGUCUUUUCGAAACUCGUCGCGUCGGAAUGAUUACAGAAUUGAGUCAUACAGAGCACCUCCAGAAUUUCCCGAGUGGCAACGGUGUUAUGGCAAGCGCCACCUUCAUAACAACGAGUUGUUUUACACACAGAAAUUUGAAGACCUGAGCUUUUUUGAACUUGGGACGCACCUCAGGCGUUUCGCUAUAGAAGGUAUUCAACAGCUUGCGAAACUUGAUGCUGCAAUGAAGAAGGACACACGCUAG
Molecule: messenger RNA, 1245 nt
Organism: Peronospora matthiolae
Lineage: Eukaryota; Oomycota; Peronosporomycetes; Peronosporales; Peronosporaceae
Source: the annotation of a GenBank genome assembly